Molecule: messenger RNA, 1730 nt
Organism: Ostrinia nubilalis (European corn borer)
Lineage: Eukaryota; Metazoa; Arthropoda; Insecta; Lepidoptera; Crambidae
Gene: TTLL15
Product: probable tubulin polyglutamylase ttll-15
Exons: 7
Coding region: 123-1685 (520 amino acids)
Biological process (GO): protein modification process
Source: RefSeq, a predicted model, not a curated record
UUCAAUCUUCGGACGAUUCGCGGUGCGUAAGCGCAUGUUGUAUGGGAAAUAAGUGAAGUUAGCGCUAAAAAGUUUAUUUACUUGAGUGAUGAAAAACAACUGUGUACCCGUGCUCACUUAAUAUGGAUAACCAUGAAAGUGACACAAAUCAAGCAAAAGAAAAUAACAAGUUUACCUCAUCGCAUAAAAACACAGCACAGGAAAUUGAUAAAAUAAGUAGCAAGAAUAUUAAAAAGGACGCAAAUAUUAACAUAUUUCUUAUCGUAUGUAUCGUUGGCGUUUCUUUGGGUAUAUUAUUAGAGAUAUUGAAUGUACAGAACAGAAAUAAUGGGGUUCAGAGACCGAAGUAUUGGGUGUACUCCGCUCACAGUGACGUUGACAACAAGAAUGGUAUUCUCAAACAUGUACAUCUAGUGCUAGAUCGAUACGGGUACGAAAAGAGCACCAACACAUCUUCAUGGAACCUCCUUUGGUCACACGACUACCCCUUCCGAGUACUGUAUCCGAAUCUUCACAGAUUGAAGCCUUACCAAAAGGUGAACCAUUUCCCAGGCACGGGGUUCAUAACGAACAAAGUGGAUUUUGCCACCUCCAAUUCAAAGUACAUUCCCAAAGCAUUCAAAUUGCCUCAAAAUAAGAAAGAGUUUUUGGAGUACGCAUCGAAGAACAAAGAUGCGCUAUUUGUAGAGAAGCAUAAUCAGCACAGACAGAUAUUUAUAAAAAAUGUGAGUGAAAUUGACCUGUCGAGUGGACGAAGCUUUGUGCAGGAGUACUUGCAGAAACCGUACUUAGUGGAUGGGCACAAGUUCGACAUUGGUGUGUACGUGGUGCUGACUUCUGUGGACCCUCUGAGGGUUUACUGGUACAAGGGUGACGUGUUGUUUAGAUACUGCCCAGCAAAGUAUUACCCAUUUGACCCGAAGAACCUGGACAAAUAUGUGGUAGGAGACGACUACUUGCCCACGUGGGAAGUGCCGUCUCUAGCGCACCCUUACACGGCCUUGGGAUUCAGCAUGAAGAACGCUUUCGACCAUUAUGCUCGCUCUAAGGGCGACGAUCCAUCAAAAAUGUGGGAAGACGUGAAGAAAGCUGUCGCCGAAGUUUUUAUUAACAAAGAAAAACACAUCAUUGAAGCAUUGAAGAGCUACCCAUCAUCGGACAACUUCUUCGAAAUGAUGCGAGUCGAUCUGGUGGUGGAUGAGAACCUGAAAGUGCAUCUUCUGGAAGCGAACAUGUCUCCGAAUCUGAGCUCAGCCCACUACCCCCCAAACCAGCUGUUGUACGAGCAAGUGCUUUAUAACUUGUUCUCUAUCACGGGGGUUGGGACAAUUAUAAACAGACACAAGGAUCCUAACCAAAGCGAUCAAGCCGCAGCGAAUAUGGUGUCAUCUCAAAAGAACAUAGCCGUUUGGGGUGACGAGUGCAGUACGGUCUGCAAGGACAACUGCGAGUCUCUCCCGGUCUGUGCAUUAUGCAAGCCCUGCAUCUCCAGCAAACUGCGGAACAGCUUGCUCAAGGCGCAUGGAGAAUAUUUGCACCAGGGCGACUUUAGAAGACUUUUCCCUCCAGCUAUGAAACAAAAUACAAUGGAUGAAGAAGCCCUCCAAAAUUUGAGUGAAAUGAACAAGCUCCAACAUCUGUGGUACCAAGGGAAAUGCAAUGAAGAUGUGUCAUGGUGUUCAUAAAAACUAAGUCAUUAAAUUUAAAAUGUUAUUUAUUACAAAAUAUAA